Messenger RNA from Pneumocystis carinii B80, 697 nucleotides. RefSeq lists its product as hypothetical. Gene Ontology annotation, biological process: intermembrane lipid transfer; ceramide transport. The transcript is spliced from 6 exons. NCBI's taxonomy places the organism in Eukaryota, Fungi, Ascomycota, Pneumocystomycetes, Pneumocystales, Pneumocystaceae. The record is from RefSeq and is a predicted model, not a curated record. The coding region runs from base 34 to 651 and encodes 205 amino acids. Gene Ontology annotation, molecular function: ceramide 1-phosphate binding; ceramide 1-phosphate transfer activity. Gene Ontology annotation, cellular component: cytoplasm; membrane; cytosol.
AAAUAGGUUUUUGGGGGUUUAUUUAAUAAUUUUAUGAAUAAAAUGAGUUUGAAAGAAGAUAAUAGCAAUUUUGGAAUAAUUAAGAUGAGUUUUAAGGAUAUUUCAGUAGAUGAGUCUGGUAUUGAUGCUUCUGAUUUUUUAUUAGCAUCAAAAUCAUUUGUUGAUGUCUUUGAUCUUUUCGAUUCAAAGAUAUUUUCAGUUAUUAGAAAUGAUAUUAAUGGAAAUUUGAAGAAGAUUAGAUGUUAUUUACAGAAAUAUCCAUCACAUGGUAAAACUCUUGAAUCUUUAGUAAGAAAUGAAGCUUUACAAAAGAAACGUGUUGCUACUGAGGGACUUUUAUGGUUAUUAAGAGGUUUUGUCUUUAUGUCUCAUGCUUUACAUCGAAAUAUGGAAAAUGAGAAUGAGGAAUUAUCUGUCAGUUUUACAAAAGCAUAUGAAAUAACUCUUAAACGACAUCAUUCUAUUUUUAUACGACCUAUUUUUACUAUGGCAAUGAAAUACUGUCCCUCUAGAAACGACUUCUACUCAAAACUCUCUAAUGAUAAAAUAAAACUACGUGCUUUCUUAUGUGAAUGGCUCUCUGGUUUGGAUAAAAUAAUACUUUCUUUACAAAAUUUUUAUGAAAAUGGGCAAUACGCUAAAGGUCUUUAAAAAAAAAUAGCUGCAAGCCCUUUCUUCAACAAUACAUAUAUACUAC